AUGCCCAUUUUAAGCGAGGUAUGCGACUUGAUUGUGAAGCAUGCCGGUGGUGUGACCUUCGAACCUUACGUUACAUACCUGCGGAAUCAAGCCUACCAAAUGGCGACUUUAAGAAAAUUAUGUCAGCGUGAAAGCUUCCGAGACGCCUUGGAUGCACUGCACUCAAACCCAAUCAGUGGAAAGCAUUCCAUUAAUUCCUACCUAGCGCUGCCAAUGCAACGGCUUACAAGACUCAAGCUUCUGGUGGAGGUAAUCCGAAGACUUCAGGAUACAAUAGUUGAGGAUGCAGCCAAGGCAGAUUUUACCAAACGACCGUUAAGAGUGCCCACAGACCGCCAGCGAGAAAAUGUUCAGUUAGCACUCGGCGAACUCUGUCGUUCUUCGUUGGUUGGUUGUGGAUUUGACAUUAAAUUGCAUAAACUGCUUUCGAUUUUUGAAGAAAUAUUCCAACUAAUAUUAUUCCUGCCCCAUCUUUUCUCUCUCCACAGUCACGUGUUUAAAAGCUGGUGCAAAGCAUUCACAAUCAGUACAGAAAGAGUUGAUGGUAGUUUUUCGCAGUCUGACAACAAACCAUGUCUCACCAAUCAAUCACUUUCAAAAUCAGAUUCAGACAAAAACGACGCAACGAUGCAACGAAGUGUGACUGUCCACAACAUUCAAAAGCACGAUGCUUCAUCACCAUCGCAUAAAACAAAUUCGGUCGCCACUAUCAAAGUAAAACAAUGAACGUGAACAGUACACAAUUUUCGCAGUAGCACGAAUAUUUCCUAUCUUUAAAGCUACCUUGACGAAUCGCUUUUUUCAACGCUUUUCUGUCAAGCGUCAAAAAUGCAAAAGCGCCUUACUUUGGUGGUUACACCAGGUGUAAAAUAUGUCAACGUCUUCCCUCAUAUAUAAAGACAAUAAUAUAAAUUAUGCCAUUAUCUUCACCGUGCCACCUGGAUAAACCAUACGUGUGUUGAGAGACAAGAAGUUUACUCUCUUCGUUUUCAACACUUAUCCACAUCUCUAUGUCCCAAAUAUUUUACUGGAACAAUUUGUUCAGUAGAGUCGACGGCGUUACAGAAAACUGCAAACUGUUAUUUGUCUACGAAAGUAGACAGAGAUUGAAUAGCUGCACAGAUUCACAAAGCAAAAGUUGAUAUUUCACCGUUUUGCAAACACAUACACAUACCUCCCUUAGCAUGUGGGAGUUGUUACUAUUUGUCAACACGCAACAUGUCGGAGAACUCAUGUGUACAUUGUAAUUUAGUAAAUUUUCUUCAUACAUUUUUAGAUAUAAAUGCCAUUAAGGCAGUACGUCACAGUUGACAAAUAACACAUCUGGAG
Dicrocoelium dendriticum is the source of this 1329-nucleotide messenger RNA. The record is from the annotation of a GenBank genome assembly. NCBI's taxonomy places the organism in Eukaryota, Metazoa, Platyhelminthes, Trematoda, Plagiorchiida, Dicrocoeliidae.